CCUCACUAGGCGUGUGGAUGAAGGAUUUAGUGAGGCUCAUGUUCUUGCAGAAGUAAUCUUGUUACCUGAUAAAAUCUGUUGCUUUGGGCGGAUAUGAGUAGCCAUGGGAACAGGGGUAGUUGACUGAACUUUCAAAUGCGGUCAUGUAUAAAACCAAGUCUUGGUUGUUGUGACAUCAGGUUGGUCUAUAAUGUUCUUUAUCAUAACUUCCAAAAGCUAUGGGAAACAAAUGUUCAGGAGGAUUUCCCACACAAUGCUCACCAUAGAGAAUGUCAAUUUAUGUAAGUAAUUAUACAUUAAAACAUGGAGAUGUUGGACAUGUAUUGUUGGAGGAAUGAAGGAAAUGCGGCCACAUAUGCACCUUGAUCCAUUUGAAGAAAUUAAAAUGGCUGAGGAAAGUGCAGAUAAGCAUCAAAGAAGCGGAAGCGAAAAAGAAUAUUCUCCUAUACUUUCGAAAAAGUUGGAUCAGUGUAGAGCGGUGUAUGCAUGUUUAAAUCUCUUUUGGGUGGAUUAUCGGGAUGGAGAAAGGGUUCUCCUUUUCCUUAAACGUGUUAAAAAAAUCGCAAAUGUUGCACAACAAAUGGCAAAUGUUGCACAUGGUAGCAGUAGCCCUGUUACUCUCUUUUUUGAAAUACUCAAGAAAAAAAUCACUGUGCAAUUUGCUACGGAAAAAUCGAUAUGGAGUUUGCUAAGCAAAGACCGCUAUGGAAUUUGCUACGGAAGCAUUGUUACGGAAUUAGUUACGGAAAAAUUGCUAUGA
Molecule: messenger RNA, 760 nt
Organism: Lactuca saligna
Lineage: Eukaryota; Viridiplantae; Streptophyta; Magnoliopsida; Asterales; Asteraceae
Source: the annotation of a GenBank genome assembly